UACAAGGAAUCGUGACGCCAUUGUUAUUUAUUUAUUAUUCACAAUUACCGCAGGGUCGAAUUAACGUCGCCCGGUCGUAGAUAUAUUUUUGCGGAAAGAGGUGAAAGUAAUUAGUAUAAAUUAUUCCUUCAAGUUAUUUCAUUUUGAAAUUUUUUCAUAGUUCGCGCAUAUUUUGAGAGAAGAUAGUUCGAUAAAAAUAACAACAUACAAGUGAAGGAAAUUCGAAAUCCAAUGGUUUCAGACAGUGUUUUGAUGAUUAGUAGUGUUUUAAUGCCACUUGAUGAAUUAACAUCUAAUCUUCCACUCAGUGAUUGAUAAAUUUAUUGUAGUAUAAUUCAGGAAUAGGAGAAUCAAUUAAAACGGCAGCAAAUAUGGUAAAAAGAUCGGAUGGCACCGACUUACCAAUAGUUGAGGAACAGGAAGGUACAAAUUCCGAAAAACCCAAACAACCGAUUAAAUAUGGAGAACUAGUCAUUUUAGGGUACAAUGGAUAUCUUCCACCAGGUGACAGAGGACGGAAGCGUAGUAAAUUCGUGUUGUACAAAAGGCAGGUUGCUAACGGUGUCAAGAGGUCGAAACACUACGUUGUUAAAACUCCACACUGCUCACAAGCCAUCCUGGAUGCAACCCAACAUUCGAUAUCCUACACGUUGUCCAGAAACCACGCUGUUAUUGUAGAAUAUGAAAAUGACGAGGAUACAGAUAUGUUCCAGAUUGGCAGAUCAUCAGAGGCCCCUAUAGAUUUCAUCGUUAUGGACACAAUACCUGGAGAUAAAGCGACAGAAAACAAAGUUAUGCAGCAGAGCACGAUAUCUAGAUUCGCUUGUAGAAUUUUAUGUGACAGAAAUAACCCAAAAAUAGCGAGGAUCUAUGCGGCUGGUUUUGACACAUCUAGAAAUAUCUUUUUAGGGGAGAAGGCUAAUAAAUGGCAAGAAAACGGUAGAGAAAUUGACGGACUCACAACAAACGGGGUAUUGAUAAUGCAUCCAAGAGGGACAUUUUGUGGUGGAGAGGCUAAAUGUCGCUACUGGCUGGAAACCUCAGUCGGUGGAGGAGUUUUCACAACCAGGGAAUCUCGAUCGGCCCAACAAAAAGGACAAAAAGUUGAUGAGGAAACUAAUGUCUUGCAGGAUGGCACCUUGAUUGAUUUGUGUGGGGCAACACUUUUGUGGCGAUCGGCAGAGGGUCUCGCUAAAUCACCUAGUAAACGUGACCUAGAAAGAGUAAUAGAUGAACUCAACGCUGGAAGGCCUCAGUGUCCUGUAGGUCUGAAUACUUUGGUUAUACCUAGAAAAAUUACACCCAACGAAAACCAACAGCAGCCCUAUGUUUAUUUGAAUUGUGGUCAUGUUCAAGGACUUCAUGAUUGGGGUCAGGAUAAAGAUUCGGGUGAUAGGAAAUGUCCGAUCUGUUUGGAGUUGGGACCAGUUGUCAAAGUAUGUAUGGGCUUAGAACCAGCAUUUUAUGUUGAUACCGGUCUGCCUUCUUUUGCAUUCAAUCCAUGUGGACAUAUGGCUACAGAAAAAACAGUGAAAUACUGGGCGAACGUAGCUAUUCCACAUGGUACCAAUGGUUUUCACGCAGUCUGUCCAUUUUGCGCAUCUCCAUUGACGGGCUCUCCAGGUUAUGUACGCUUAAUAUUUCAAGACAAUGUAGACUGAAGUUCAUUUGGAGAGAUUGGAUAACAUUUUUGGAAUCAGUGUCUAUUGUAAAUGUUUGAAAAUGUAUAGACCCUAUGUAUAGAAUUCUUGAGCUUUAUUUAUGUAGACCGUAAUGAUUUUUUAUUGCUUUUAUUUAUUGAUUUUCGUAAGAAGUGGUAUUAAUACAGAGUGAUUCAAUAGGAUGAACUAUUAGACGUUUAUGGAAAACUAAUCAUAAUUUUGAGCUGAAAAUUUGCACAAUGGGGUUUGAGACGCUCUGUUUCCGUAUUACCGGAAGUUGUAGAGAUUCUAAAAUUAUUUUAGGGAAGAAGAAAUUUUCAGCUGAAAAUUAUGAUUAGUUUUCCAUAAACGUCUAAUAGGCCAUACCGGUGAAUCACCCUGUAUAUUAUGGUAUUUUUUCACCUAUUCCAAAGUUUCAAGUACGGCGUCAAGGAUAGAUACGAAGAAUAUUUUAUGGUUCUGUUCUGUUCUUGAAAAUCCCAUAUGUAAAUGAAAAUUCGAGAAAUGAACAUUGUUAUUGGAUACCACUUCAACAGGAAUAAUUUGAAUCAUUGAAUAUAUCCCAUUUGAAAUAUUGAAUUUUCAGUCAGUGGCAAAUAUUUUAUUGAAUUGAUUUAGGACCUUUUUGUUCUGUUCGUUUUUUAUUCUCUUUUGUAUAUAAGGAAAGCUUUGAAAUGCACUGUAUGAUCAUUUCAGAGUUUAUGUAAAAUUUGAUGUGUGAAGUGUUUGAAGUUAGUAAGUGCAAAUUCUAAGACUGGUUAGGACUAUUUUAAGAUAUUUAAGCAUAUAAGCGUUUAAGUAGUAGAGAAACCAAAUCAUAUUGAAUAAAAUUUAAAUUUUUAUAGCUGGUUCAAUCAACAUCAAAUAUUAUCGAAAUGAUGAAGGAAUGUCUUUUCACAAAUGCACUAAUUGAUAUGAUGCUGACUUGGUGCCUCAAAAUAUUGUGGCGCAUUUAGUUGAGCUGAAAAAAAUCUAUGAUUUCAAUGUCUCAUUAUGUCAACUUUAAUUGAGAUAUUCAUUUCCACUUGAGAAUUUCAAAGCUGUUUUUUAGAUAACCGAACAUCAGAAUUUUCAAGAGAAAAAUUAUGCCUAUUUUUGUAAGAAGGGUUGUGAUGAUGCAAAAUUUUGAAAACUAACCAAGUAGACAAAAAACAUUUGAGUAAAAUUGCAAAAGGAUGCCACUUAAUCUUCUGCAAAGAUUGGCAGUUAGUUUCAUAAUAUGUAUGUACAUAUAAAGUUAUUACCUUAUAUGCAUAUUUCAAAUUGGACUGAAUGAGAAUUGUGCAUAAAUGUUGGCCAAUUUUAUAUUAUGCAUCAUUUAUGAUAUUUUUGAAAUAAUUAAUGUUGUUGAAAUUAUAUUUUUAUUUUCAGUCUUCAAUUCGUCAAUUGUUUAUUUUAUUGAAAAAUUAGAAACAAUUAUUAGAAUCUGACUACAGCAUUCAUCAAUAUGUAUUUGUUAUAUUUUUCAAAGAUAAUUAUGGAACUUACAAAAAUUUUUCGCAUUUAAAAUUGGCCUAUUAUUUAUAUAAGGUUUGUACAUAUUUAUUGAAUUGUUCGAAGUAUUGACUUGAUGAAAUCCUAGAAUUUGUAUUUUACAUUUAAGACCAUUGAAAUUUUGUUGUAUAAUUUGUGAACAUUAAUAUAAGAAUGAAUCUGGUAGAGAAUAGUGUUUAAGAUGCUGUUAUACUACCCCUCCACACAAAGAAUUUUAUCUGUGCCUGGAACACUAAUAAAAAUAAUAUAUUUCA
Molecule: messenger RNA, 3409 nt
Organism: Harmonia axyridis
Lineage: Eukaryota; Metazoa; Arthropoda; Insecta; Coleoptera; Coccinellidae
Gene: Pli
Product: protein pellino
Exons: 8
Coding region: 372-1661 (429 amino acids)
Biological process (GO): protein polyubiquitination; regulation of Toll signaling pathway
Molecular function (GO): protein binding; ubiquitin protein ligase activity
Source: RefSeq, a predicted model, not a curated record